This is a messenger RNA of Pogona vitticeps (central bearded dragon), 981 nucleotides long. The record is from RefSeq and is a predicted model, not a curated record. NCBI's taxonomy places the organism in Eukaryota, Metazoa, Chordata, Lepidosauria, Squamata, Agamidae.
AUGGAGGUCUUCUCCCAUGAGCAAUCUGGAUGCCAGUACCGAGGAGCUACUCGUGAAUGGCGUUUCCACAGAUCAGAUGAUUUAUUUUCAGUCUGUGGUCAACCAGUGUUGUCUUCUCGAAUUGUGGGUGGUCAGGCUUCAAAGAUCGGAGCCUGGCCAUGGCAGGUCAGUGUCCGUUGGAAGAAGCAGCAUUUCUGUGGUGGAUCCCUGGUGUCAGACCAGUGGGUAGUGUCGGCAGCUCACUGCUUUAAACAGAACCCUCUUCCAGAUAUGACAGUGACCUUGGGGCAGCACCAGCUGGGAAAUUUAACUUCCAGUGCUGAGAUGAUCCCUGUCACCCAAGUCAUUCGCAACAUAGAAUUUGGAAGGACCGGAACAAGAGGGGACAUUGCCUUGUUGAGGCUUCAAAGGCCACUAAAAUAUACCCCGUACAUCCUCCCUGUGUGCCUUCCUUAUUUGUCUACAGAAUUCCCUGAUGGCAUGGCUUGCUGGGUAACUGGAUGGGGAAACAUCCAAUAUGAGGAGCCUCUUCCUUCCCCUAAGAUACUGCAGGAGGUAAAAGUCUCCCUCAUUAGUGCAGAACGAUGCAAUGAUAUGUUCAGUGUGCCCCAAUCCGGUUUGAAUGGUUCCAGGCCUAUCUUGGAUAGUAUGGUUUGUGCUGGAGAUGAAGAAGGAGGGAAGGAUGCUUGCCAGGGUGAUUCUGGAGGGCCCUUGGUGUGUGCUCAAAGUGACGUUUGGUUUCUGGUGGGCAUCGUGAGCUGGGGAACAGACUGUGGCUUGCCGUAUCGCCCUGGUGUCUACACCAAAGUUUCUGCCUUUGCAGGUUGGCUGCAGCGUUAUAUCCCUGGCCUGCAGUUUGGAGUUGUGCCCAUCUCUGUCCAAGGGGAAGGGAACUCAUACGAAGUAUUCACUUGCUCUCCACUUUCCAUCUGCAUUCUUUCCUUGCUCCUGCCUAUCUUGCAGCUGGAAAUAAGGAACUGA